This is a messenger RNA of Pungitius pungitius (ninespine stickleback), 2190 nucleotides long. It is a transcript of the gene tnfrsf1b, whose product is annotated as tumor necrosis factor receptor superfamily, member 1B. Bases 15 to 1583 code for a protein of 522 amino acids. Gene Ontology annotation, molecular function: CD154 receptor binding; antigen binding. The transcript is spliced from 10 exons. The record is from RefSeq and is a predicted model, not a curated record. Lineage: Eukaryota; Metazoa; Chordata; Actinopteri; Perciformes; Gasterosteidae. Gene Ontology annotation, cellular component: external side of plasma membrane; CD40 receptor complex. Gene Ontology annotation, biological process: positive regulation of endothelial cell apoptotic process; cellular response to tumor necrosis factor; immune response-regulating cell surface receptor signaling pathway.
GACCAACUGGCUGAAUGGGGUGCUUUGAACUUCGAAUGCGCUGUGAAAAACCUUUUUACAGGCUGCAGUUCGCUCUGAAGAGAGAGGCGAUGAAGGACAUUCUUGUAGCGCUGCUUCUGCUGAACGUUCAAACUCUCAAGGUCUGCUCUAAGCCCUACCAGGCAGACUCAGAUGGAAACUGUCUCAACUCAACAACAGAGUAUCUGUCGGACAAUUCCCAACUGUGCUGCAGGAAAUGCCCCCCUGGACACCGGCUGACUCAAGAAUGCUCUGAAACUACUGAGACUGUGUGUGAACAAUGCCCACCAGACCACUUCAUGGAGAACUGGAACUACGCUCCGAACUGCUUCUACUGUGCCAAAUGCAAACCCAAAAAAGGUUUGCAGGACGCCCAGGUCUGCUCCUCUACUCAAAGUUCAAGGUGUAAGUGCAUACCCAACAUGUUUUGCAUGAUGGAUUUUGAUGACCCGUUCUGCACAGCAUGCAGCAGGUACACGCAGUGCCUACGCGGUGCUGGAGUGUUUGUGGAAGGCACAGCCAACACAGAUGUGAAGUGUAAACAGUGCCCCAGCGGGACGUUCUCUGACACAGUCUCCUCCACAAAGGCCUGCCGGCCGCACACUGACUGUAAGAGGCGGGUUCUCGUCACCAAAGGCAACGCCACCUCGGACAACGUGUGCGAACCGCUGGCUCCCGCAGCCACCGCGCGGCCUCGUGGGUUAGAACGUUGGCCUCGCGAUGAGCGGGACGCCGCCAGCACAGCCUCGGUAACGUCAGACUCCGAGGCUCCGCGUGGACGGACAGGGGCCACACCGCCUGUUGGGGCGUCUUCUUCAAGGCCAGAAAUCAACCCUUCGACAAGGCCCCCGCCAUCGGGCGGAUGGCCCGCUAAAACACUGGUUGCAGUCAUUGCCAGUGUGAUUGGGUUAUUACUUUUCUUCAUCGCCAUCGUCCUGCUGUUCAUUUGUAAACCUGUCUGGAAGAAAGACGACGCGGCAAGAUUUAAUCCUAAACUAGAUGCAAAUGGCAAUUGUGAAAGAGUUGAUAAACUCGGUCAGGACUAUACGGGGGAAAACCAUCUGAAUUAUAUCAAGGUGCCCUCACCAGAACACCAGAGUCUGCUGCAGAGUGGGGAAACCUGCAGCGACCACAGUCAGUGCAGCAACACCACUUUGACCCAAACGGACGGCUCCAGCAGCCAGGAGUCCAUCGGGCCUUUGCAAUCCACGGUAGCUCUCCACAGUCAGCUCUCCGUCCUGUCGGAUCCCAUGACGUUACUUUCCAACGCAGAAGCUGCCACUCCGCAGCCAAACGUUCCCGCACAGUCCAGCUCCCAGUCCAGCUCCCAGCCCACCAGCCCCCAGGUCAUCAGCCCCGUGACCACCAGCCCCCACGUCAACGUCAACAUCACUUUCCACAUUGAAAACAGGUCCUGUGGGACACCGUCUGUGACGCCUACAGACUCGAUGCAAGUUGACUCUAAACUCCCCUUUGGAGAGGAGGAGUCAUUUAGCAUCCCGCAUCAAGAAGCUGGCAAACAAUCACUGAUGUCGGUGCAGGACAGUGACAGUUUCACUGCAUGAAGAGUCACAUGCGGGAAAGACACAGACACACCCAGCUGUUUAUUUCUUUUUGUCAUGAAAGAACCUCAAAAAUAAUCUAACUUGACCGGCUUAAACCCAAAUUCUGUUUCCAUAUCAAAGCCAUCAACCAUCAUUCUGUGUUUAUAUGUGUAUAUAGAGUAAAUAAAGAUGUACAUUUUUGUCUUUCUUUUUGUGAUGUUGUGGAAAUAUAAGUAGUAAUAUAUAUAUAUAUAUUUUAGCCUCACCUCCAGCUUGUCUCAUUUAACAAUAUAUCCCAUAAUGGUUGUGAAAUUGAAAAAAUUCUGAAAGUUAAGCGUUGAUUACAAGUCUCGCAAAAGAAAAGGCCGCCUAUUGUACAUUAUGCUUGUAUGAGGAUACAAUACUGAUGCAUCACUGUUUAAGCAGUAUUCCCUCAGGUAUACUUGUGCAUGCAAGUUGUAUUUUAAGAAUGCAUUACACUUUCUAAACUAUAUUUUGAACCAAACAUAUUAAUAGGCAAAGUAACUACAUGUUCACAAAGCUGUCGUAGAGAUGAUGAUAAUGUACAAUAUUGUGAUAUUGAGAUGUUAUGUCAUUGUAAAAAGUUGCACAUUAAAAAAUGGAAAUU